Solea senegalensis (Senegalese sole) is the source of this 2775-nucleotide messenger RNA. Its product is annotated as serine/threonine-protein kinase 4-like. The coding region runs from base 363 to 1853 and encodes 496 amino acids. Gene Ontology annotation, cellular component: cytoplasm. The record is from RefSeq and is a predicted model, not a curated record. Gene Ontology annotation, molecular function: ATP binding; protein serine/threonine kinase activity. The transcript has 11 exons. Gene Ontology annotation, biological process: regulation of MAPK cascade; intracellular signal transduction; protein phosphorylation. Lineage: Eukaryota; Metazoa; Chordata; Actinopteri; Pleuronectiformes; Soleidae.
CCUCCUCACUUCCGGGGUUUUUUCCACUCUUGUGUUGUGGCGGCGUUUUGUCAAACGGCUCUUAACUCUUACCCGGGAUGAAGCAGGCGGCGGAGAGACGGUACCGGGGUCGAGACGGUUCACCGUCAGAGACGCGACUUACCGAACCAUGAACGGAGCCGGUAUAUGCGUGUGUGUUUCUGUGUGUGUGCGCGCGCGUGCGUUUCUGUGAGCGGGCUAACUGCCGUUAGCCGUCGCCGCUAGCGUUAGCAAGUGAGUUUGAAUCGUUGAAACUCGGGACUCGAGUCCGAGCAGACGGAGAAGACAGAGACGGAGACAGAGAGGAGACAGAGAGGAGACAACAACAGGACAAGGAGGACAACAUGGAGAACAAGGACAAAGUUCAGAUGAGGAGCCAUCCUCGCAGACAGCUGAAGAAGCUGAGUGAGGACAGUCUCACCAAACAGCCCGAGGAAGUCUUUGAUGUCCUGGAGAAGCUGGGUGAAGGGUCGUAUGGCAGCGUGUUUAAAGCCAACUACAAAGAGAUGGGGGAGAUCGUAGCCAUCAAACAAGUUCCCGUGGAGUCCGACCUUCAGGAGAUCAUUAAGGAAAUCUCCAUCAUGCAGCAGUGCAACAGUCCUCAUGUGGUCAGGUACUAUGGCAGCUACUUCAAAAACAGUGACCUGUGGAUCGUCAUGGAAUACUGUGGAGCCGGAUCAGUGUCUGAUAUCAUCAGAAUACGCAACAAGACGCUAACGGAAGACGAGAUCGCCACCAUCCUGCAGUCGACGCUGAAGGGUCUGGAGUAUCUUCACUUCAUGAGGAAGAUCCACAGAGACAUCAAAGCAGGAAAUAUCCUGCUCAACUCGGAGGGUCAGGCCAAACUGGCUGACUUUGGAGUUGCCGGACAACUCACAGACACAAUGGCGAAAAGAAACACGGUCAUCGGCACGCCGUUCUGGAUGGCUCCUGAAGUCAUCCAGGAGAUCGGCUACAACUGCGUGGCCGACCUUUGGUCUUUGGGGAUAACGGCGAUCGAGAUGGCCGAGGGGAAGCCGCCCUACGCUGACAUCCACCCGAUGAGGGCCAUCUUCAUGAUCCCGACCAACCCUCCGCCGACGUUCCGCAACCCGGACCUGUGGUCGGAAGCGUUUCAGGACUUUGUCGGACAGUGUUUGGUGAAAAACCCAGAGAAAAGAGCGACUGCUACACAACUGUUACAGCAUCCGUUCAUCAAGUCAGCCAAACCCAGCUCCAUCCUCCGAGCGCUGAUCACAGACGCCAUGGAGAUCAAACUGAAGAGACAAGAGGAGGCGGAGCAGAGGGAACUAGACGACGACGACAAUUCGGAUGAAGAUGAGGUGGACCAGGGGACGAUGGUGCGCACGGGGACAGGAGACUCCGGAACCAUCCGGGCCGUGGGCUCGUCAACGGGUUCACUCAGCGGGACGGCGCGGACCAUGAUCGAGCAUGACGACACUGGGACCAUGCAGUCACAGCUCGGCACCAUGGUCAUCAACUCUGACGACGAUGAGGACGAGGACGAAGGCGGGACGAUGAAAAGGAGAGACGAGACGAUGCAGCCGGCGAAGCCGUCCUUCCUCGAGUACUUUGAGCAGAAAGAGAAGGAGGCCAAUGGUCGUAAUGAUGGAGGUGGAAGAGGAGACAACAAAGCAGACAACCGCAAACUGCCCUGUGAAGGAGACCUUGAAGUGGUCAGCACGUGGUCGGUGGAGGAGCUGCGGCUGAGACUCGCCUCCCUGGACCCUCAGAUGGAGCAGGAGAUUGAGGAGAUCCGUCAGCGCUACCAGUCCAAGAGGCAGCCCAUCAUGGACGCCAUCGAGGCAAAGAAACGGCAGCAGCAGAACUUCUGAGGAGCCCACCGAGCUCCUCGCACCAGCACCUGCUCAACGCAGCAGGUUUGUGAAUUGACACUCGAAGGUGGUGCUGACGUUUCAGUCGCCUCUAAACUGGUCCGAGAGACGAUACGGGUGGGUGUGAUGUCUAAAUUUUGGAAACUGAGAAAACAUCCGACGAUUGUCAAAUCACUGAGUUUGUAAAAACGUUUCUGUUCUGACAGAUUUUUAUUGAAGCCUUCGAUCCUUUUCUGAGACGAUAGUGGAGAACGUCUUUUGAUAUUGUCAGCUGAUCUGCAUUCAUCAGUUUCUCUCCACUCUUAAUCUCGUAAUCUACUUCCUCUUGUGGUAGAUUUACUUGCCGACUGUUGAGUUUAGAGGUACGCUUCACUUACUUCCUCUCCUUGUCUGCUCGACUUCUCAGUUUUUCCACUCCGUUUUCUUCUCUUGAAAGGUUUGUGGGGUAAACACACAAAAAAGUUGAAUUUAUUGAAUUAUUUGUUUGUUUCUGCACACGUCUGCGCUUUUGUGUCACAAUUCAGUGUUUGUCAGUGUGAAAAAUGACCCCAUGAAUUUUGCUGUGCAUGUUUUACUUUCACCAGGUUUGUGUUUAAAAAGGUUUUUUUUCUUUCUUCUUUUUUCUUUUGGCUUCUUCUUCUUCUUUAGGGGUCGCUACAGUGGAUUAUCCACAUUUGAUUUGAUUUGCUAAAGAUUUUCUACAUGGGAGGCCCUUUUCUGACACAACCCUCCCAUAUAUCUGGGCUUGGGACAAUUUAGAGUGUCCACUUAACAAUUAGCACAUGGGGAUUGGGUGCCUUGCUCAGGGGUACCACAGCCCUUGACCUGGUGGGGAUACAAAUCGGCAACGCUCUGGUUACAAGCCCUAUUCCUGUCCGCCAUGGGCUGCCCCAAGAGUUUAUAAAACUAUUUUAUAAAUCUA